Neodiprion fabricii is the source of this 1296-nucleotide messenger RNA. RefSeq names its product cyclin N-terminal domain-containing protein 1-like. Gene Ontology annotation, cellular component: site of double-strand break. Gene Ontology annotation, biological process: reciprocal meiotic recombination. The record is from RefSeq and is a predicted model, not a curated record. The coding region runs from base 156 to 1076 and encodes 306 amino acids. Lineage: Eukaryota; Metazoa; Arthropoda; Insecta; Hymenoptera; Diprionidae. The transcript is spliced from 5 exons.
AGUUCGUGUCCGAAAAAUACUAUAAAAGGAAAGUGCGAUUCAAACGGAAGCGUUAUUCGACCCGAGAUAAUUUUUGAAUCGUUCAUGUUCCCUUCGCAACUCCAACGACGUUGACUGAAGAAAUUCAGCCCAUAAUACUUUAUCGAAACACCGCGAUGUGCGCCACGAAAUUACCGAGGAUAAUGGAUCUGGACACGGCGUACAUCGAACCCUUGAUCAAAGAAUGGCUGCAACACGUGCACGAGGACAAUGCAAGGCAGGAGCAAAUUUUUGCGGAAGGAAGCGAAUUUUUCAUCCCGUUCAUAGCUGUUCCUGUACCGGUGAUAAAAGCAAUAUUUGUAAUAACCGACCACCUUGGUCUGGGACCUAACACCAGAUACUUGACGGUUCAUCUCUUCGAUAGAUUCAUGUCAAACCAGUUUUGCGAGUUGUACGUCGCCGAAAUGGUAUCAAAUCCGGGUGAGGUCGCUUGGCCACAGAUAUGCAAAAUUAUUUCCAGUGAAGCAAAAUUGAGGCUUAUGUCUUGCAUGCAACUGGCAAGCAAGAUGGAUUCGCAUACCAAAGGUCUAAGCAUUUCACAGGUAGUGCGUGGGCUGCAAUGGUUAGACGACAAGUCUGAGUACACUACAAAUAGCAUAUAUUGUUCAGAAUUCCGUGUAUACAAAGCUCUAGACUUUAAAAUACCAUUAUUCACACCGUUACACUGUGUUGAAAUACUUCUUGCUGCGACGAAGCUCGGACAGAUGCCUAAAAUAUAUGAUGCAUGUGUUAAUUUGCUGGAUUUAGCAUAUUUGGAGCAUGAAAGGCUAUAUUCAUGCCUUGUAUUUUUGAUGAAGCAAAGGUUUCCAGAGUUUCAAAUUGACCCAGGGUACAUCAUGGCCCUUGAAAGUAAUGUUCUUUAUUUAGCAGCUGGGGUUGUUCUUUGUGCCACGUUUAUUCUCGCUGUAGAACACUGUGAGACUGAACGUUUAGUUCAGAUGCUCUCCAAUCAAGUUGGGAUAAGAGUCACUAAUAUUUGGGAAAUGGCCAAGUUACUCUUCACCAUAGCGUUGCAGGAAGAUACUCCAGAACAAUAAAUAAUGUAUAAUUCCAGUCAUCUGGUAUCACAUAAUGAUUCAUAUCUGUAGCUAAGAAUCAUAUUUUUUUUAAUGCGUAUAGUACUUUGUUUUCACAAAUUUCACACCGCUACAGCUAUUCUCUACAAGUUGUCCAUUUGGUUUUGUGUUGUUCAUUAAAGUGAAAUAAACUUCUCACAAUCAGUGAAGAGGAAAAAAAAAAUUAUUUAGUUCGACACAA